AUGGACACUUUUCCCUCCUUCACGGCCUUCUUGGCCUUAGUUUUGUUACUCUCACAAAAGGCUACAGCAGAUAAUGGAAGGAUCACCGCAUCAGGAACUGACAACGUCAGGGGCAUUAUAGGGGCGAUAGUGGAUAACAGCACUCGCAUUGGUAAGGAACAGAAAGUGGCGAUGGAAAUGGCGAUCGAGGAUGUUCAUGACAGGACAAGUCAAAGUUAUGCUUUGCACAUGAAAAACUCGAAUGGGGAACCUUAUCGAGCAGCUCUUGCAGCUCGGGAUCUUAUCGACCAACAAGAAGUGCAAGCUCUACUGUCACCGCAACGGUGGGAAGAAACUUCUCUAGUUGCAGAGAUCGGUAACCAAGCAAACAUCCCUGUUCUUUCUAUUGCUGAUUCAACUCCAUCGUGGGCGACAGAACGAUGGCCCUUCCUGCUUCAAGCUUCGCCAAACCAGAAUUCCCAAAUGAAAGCUAUAGCUGCUAUUGUUCAGUCUUGGCAAUGGCAUCAGGUCACUGUAAUUUACGAAGACAUUGACUCUUUGCGCAGCGGAGUCAUGCCUCAUCUUUCUGAUGCCCUGCGAGAUGUAGGAGCAGAAAUAAGCCAUCUUUUAGCCAUCUCACCAUUUAGUUCUCCUUCAUUGUCGAAAGAGCUCGAGAGGCUUAAACAUGAACAAUGCAGAGUUUUUGUGGUUCAUUUGUCCUUGUCAUUGGCCAUGCACCUUUUUGAGAGUGCUAAAGAAAUGAGCAUGAUGGAGAAAGAAUAUGUCUGGAUCACAACAGAUCCCACAACAGGCCUUGUCCAUUCCCUUAAUUCCACCACCAUUUCUUCAAUGCAAGGAACUAUAGGAGUAAAGAGCUACUUCCCCCGGAAAGAUGCCACUUUUCAAGACUUCUAUACUAGAUUUCGUAGAAAGUUUAGUUCAGAAAAUCCAGAAGAGGAUAACCAUGAACCUGGGACUUUUGCUGUGCUGGCAUAUGAUGCUGUGUGGACAGUGUGCAAAGCAAUGAGAGAAAGCAGCAGCAGCCAACAAUUGCUACGUAAACUUACGCUAAGUGAGUUUUAUGGCUUGAGUGGAAAGGUUCAGUUUGUUGACCGGAAAGUUGCUCCUGCACAUAAAUUUCUGGUCAUCAAUGUGAUUGGGAAGAGUUACCAAGAACUUGGCUUCUGGACAAAUACAUCGGGUUUCUCAGCAACCAUUGAUGAAAGAGCACCGUACCAGCCUUCAAUGGGAAGCAGCUUGGGGCAGGUGUUUUGGCCAGGUGGGUCCUCGUCCACUCCAAGAGGAUGGGCUCUUCCAACAGAUGCCAAACCACUGAUGAUUGGUGUACCCACCAAAUCGAGUUUCAAAAAAUAUGUAAAUGUGAUACAAGAUAACUCAGCAAACACUACUCAUUUUGAAGGAUUUGCAAUCGAUCUGUUCAAUGCAGCAGUGAAAAUUCUGCCAUUCUACCUACCAUACAAUUUGACUCCCUUUGAUGGAACAUACGAUGAAAUAGUGAAGCAGGUUCAUUUAAAGAAGUUUGAUGCAGUAGUUGGUGAUGUAGCCAUAGUUUCCAAGCGAUAUCAACAUGCAGAAUUCACACACCCCUACACAGAAUCAGGAUUGGUGAUGAUAGUUCCGGUUCGCCCCCAGACCAGUGAUAGAGCUUUGCUGUUCAUGAAGCCUUUCACAAAAGCCAUGUGGGUUCUGAUAGGACUAAUAAACAUCUACAAUGGCUUUGUUGUGUGGUUGAUAGAGAGAAAACACUGUCCCGAACUCAAAGGUUCCGGUUUCAAUCAAGUUGGCGCAUUGCUUUCUUUAGCGUUUACUACUCUCUUCUCCUUACACGGGGAAAAGCUGCAUAGCAAUCUUUCACGGAUGGCAAUGGUGGUGUGGCUGUUUGUGGCACUAGUCCUCACGCAAACUUAUACGGCUAACCUCACCAGCAUACUCACAGUUCAACGCCUUGAACCCACCGUCACUGACGUCGAGCUGCUGCGGAAUCGCAACGCAGUGGUUGGAUACUGCAAGGGAUCAUUCGUGGCAGACUAUUUGGUGGAUGUCUUACGAAUCCACCGCGGCAACGUCAGGAAUUAUAACUCCCCGGAAGAUUAUGCUCAGGCACUUAGAAGUCGGGAAAUAGCAGCAGCAUUUCUUGAAGUUCCUUUGGCCAAAUUAUUCCUCGCAAAAUACUGCAAGGAGUUCGCCAUAGCUGGACCAACUUACAAAGUUGGAGGAUUUGGAUUUGUCUUUCCAAGGGGUUCUCCACUGCUUCCUGAUGUAACUAAAGCACUACUGAACGUUUCUGAGAGUGGCAAAUUACGAGAUUUAGAGAUCAGGAUGAUUGCAUCCCAAGAAUGCGAGGACAUCGAGUCGAUUGAUGAUAUUUCUAGUCUUAACCCCAGCAGCUUUUGGGUUCUUUUCGUGUUAACGGCAGGUACAUCGACAGCUGCUCUUCUGGUCUAUGUUGUUUGUCAUAGACGGUUUGGACAAAAAACCAUAUGGAGAUUGAUGUUGGCUGUCAUGAGACAUUGGUGGCAUCGGAAGAAGUCAUUCUCUCGAAGAGUCAGUAGCAAUGAAAGGUCUAGCAAUUUUCCAAACACAUCUAAUUCACGGAUUCAAGUGUAGAAAUACAAGGAAAUGGAUCCCGAGUCAUCCAUAUAUAUAGAAGUAGAAGUGAUGAACACUGUUGCAUGAUGGCAGUAUUCUGCAGAAUCGCAGAUCAAGACCAGCUCAUGAGUUGUCCUUAUAUGCUUAAACUCUGUUGUUUUUGCAGCUGCUAGAUAGAAUAACUGUAGAUAAGGAGUUGCUAGGCCAGUGUUAAUUAGGACUACUUCAA
Messenger RNA from Juglans regia (Persian walnut), 2818 nucleotides. Its product is annotated as glutamate receptor 2.8-like. Lineage: Eukaryota; Viridiplantae; Streptophyta; Magnoliopsida; Fagales; Juglandaceae. Gene Ontology annotation, molecular function: signaling receptor activity; ligand-gated monoatomic ion channel activity. The transcript is spliced from 5 exons. Gene Ontology annotation, cellular component: plasma membrane. The record is from RefSeq and is a predicted model, not a curated record. The coding region runs from base 1 to 2607 and encodes 868 amino acids.